CUCCCCCGACACGGGGCGCCGGUGGGAGCGGGGCGGGGAGCGCGGCGCGGGGGGAGAUAAGCGGCGCCGAGCGGCCGGGCGGCGCUGGAUGGAGGCUCCCGCCCGCCGGGACGCCCGCCCCAGCCUGGAAUGUCCUGGCGAGCCGCCGCCGAGCGGCACCGGCACCAGGACCGGGACCAGGGAGGGGGCGCGGCGGAGAGCUGUUUCCGUGCCUCAUCUUAGUCUGGAGCUUCGGGCUUUCAAUUUGGAUAAUCUGGCGCUAUGCAUCCAGCCCCCGGGCGCUUCCAGGCACUGCUGCUCAUUGCUGCCACCAGCCUUGUCACUGCCACCAGCACAGAUUUAACUCCCCGUUUUAUUUCUGAGCCCUCAUCUACUGUCCAGAAGUCUGGUGAGCCUGUCCAACUCCGCUGCUCGGCCGAGCCCUCCUCAGCUCACAUUUCUUGGCUGUUUAAUGGGGAGCCUCUGGACAGCAGGGUGGGAGAAGUGGAAAUCCAGUCAGGAUCUUUGACAAUCGUGUCCCUGAGCCCGGAGACGUGUGGGCGCUAUCAGUGCGUGGCGAGCAGCGGCGUGGGAGCUGUGCUGAGCCAGCCUGCCACGGUGUCCAUGGGCAGUUUAGCUGACUUUGAUGCUUUGGGGACAGCUGCUGUUGCAGCAGAGGAAGGAGGCACAGCUCUCAUCAGGUGCAAGGUGCCAGAAAGUCACCCCAAAGCACAGGUUCGCUUCCAAGUGCGGGGGAAAUGGCUGGAACAAUCAACAGGCAACUACCUAAUUCUUCCAUCUGGAAACCUGCAAAUUUUGAAUGUAUCUUUAGAAGACAAAGGUUCCUACAGGUGUGCAGUGUACAACCCAGUUACUCACGACCUCAGAGUAGAACUCACUGGACGAAAGCUCACGGUCACACGCCCUUCUUCAGGUGGCUCCCAGAUCCUUCACCCGCUGGCUCCCCAGAGCCUGGCCGUGCCCAGGCACAGCGCCCUGACCCUGGAGUGUGUGGUCAGUGGGUCAGCUCCAGCCCCCAUCCGCUGGCUGAAGGAUGGCCGGGAUGUCCUGAGGAGAGGCAGGUGGAAGCUGCUGCACUCUCACCUGGUGACGGACCGGCUUGAGCCUUCAGAUGCUGGAAAUUACUCCUGCGUGGUGGGAAGUGACUCUGCAACAGUGAAAUAUGUAAACUAUUCACUUUCUGUACUUGAACCUGCCUCACUCUCCAGGGGGCUGCAGGAUGAAACCGUGGCCGCCGGAGCGAGCGUCCAUUUCUGGUGUGACGUUGGUGGCAGCCCUGCUCCUGCCCUCACCUGGCUGCACAACGCUGCUCCUCUCCGUCCCUCCCCACGACAUUUCCCCACGGGGAACCACCUGCGGAUCUGUGGGGUCACCCUGGAGGACUCUGGCUUGUACCAGUGUGUGGCAAACAAUGGAAUUGGGUUUGUGCAGUCCACGGGGAGACUCCGUGUCCAGCCAGGCAAAGACUCUGUCCCCAUCAUCAUCUCUUCCCCAGCCAACACCACUGUGGUGGCUGGUGGGGACGUGACCCUGUCCUGCAAUGCCACCGGCCUGCCCGCUCCUCUGAUCCGCUGGUACGACAGCAGAGGCCUCGUGAUCGGCCAGCAGGGGCUUCACCCCAAAGCACAGAGCCCCCCCAGGGCAGGGCCAGAGCCCUCCUGCCCCUCGGUGCCCCGGGUGGGCUGGGGGUCCCUGCGCCUGCGGGGCGUCACCCCUGAACGCGCCGGCGAGUUCCGCUGCGAGGCCAGCAACGAGCACGGCUCUGCCCUGUCCACAGCCUUCCUCACAGUCCUUCCUUCAGCAACUGGCACGAGAGCAGGAGAAACAGCUCCUCUGGAGCUUGCCCAGAGCGACGAGAGCGGCGGUGAUUUUGGUGCAGAAAUGGCAUUUUCAAGCUCGCCUCCGACAAAAUCUCCUCUGGACGCGGCGGCGAUGGAAAAGGCGUCGAGCGCGGCGGCCCCGCCCGAGGCCCCCAUCAUCCUGAGCCCCCCGCAGACGCCGAAGCCGGACACGUACAGCCUGGUGUGGCGGCCGGGCCGCGCCGGGGGCCUGCCCAUCAACGCCUACUUUGUCAAAUACCGCAAGCUGGAGGACGGCGUGAGCGCGGCGGGCGGCUGGCACACGGUGCGAGUUCCUGGCAGUGAGAACGAGCUGCGCCUCACCGAGCUGGAGCCCUCCAGCCUCUAUGAAGUGCUGAUGGUGGCCAGGAGCGCUGCUGGCGAGGGCCAGCCGGCCAUGCUGACGUUCCGCACCAGCAAGGAAAGAACAUCACCCUCGAAAAACACACAGGCUCCAUCUCCACCUGUAGGAAUCCCCAAACAUCCCAUUGUUCAUGAAGGCACAAAUAAUUUUGGUGUUGUCCUUCCGGACCUGUCUCGCCACAGUGGAGUUCCAGAAGCUCCUGACCGACCCACGAUAUCCACGGCAUCGGAAUCGUCCGUCUACGUCACGUGGAUCCCCCGUGCCAACGGGGGCUCCCCCAUCACUGCCUUCAAAGUGGAGUACAAACGUCUGGGUCGCAACAGCGACUGGCUCGUGGCAGCUGGCAACAUCUCUCCCUCCAAGCUGUCUGUGGAAGUUCGGAACUUGGAGCCAGGAGAAAUGUAUAGGUUCCGAGUGAUCGCAGUGAACAACUACGGGGAGAGCCCGCGGAGCGCGGCGUCGCGCCCGUACCAGGUGGCCGGGUUCAGCGGCCGCUUCUCCAGCCGGCCCAUCGCCGGCCCGCACAUCGCCUACACCGAGGCCAUCAGCGACACCCAGAUCAUGCUGAAAUGGACGUACAUCACAUCGAGCAACAACAACACGCCCAUCCAAGGAUUUUAUAUCUAUUACCGGCCCACGGACAGUGACAACGACAGCGACUACAAGCGGGAUAUCGUGGACGGUACAAAGCAGUGGCACCUGAUAAAUCACCUGCAGCCUGAAACUUCUUAUGACAUCAAGAUGCAGUGCUAUAACGAGGGGGGAGAGAGCGAGUACAGCAACGUGAUGAUCUGCGAGACCAAAGUGAAACGCACGCCGGGAGCGUCUGAAUAUCCAGUGAGGGACCUGAGCACUCCACCCAACCCCCCUGAGCGGGCUGGGGGCAGCGGGGCCGUGCCCGCCAGCGGCCCCGUGCGCAGCAGUGACAUGCUCUACCUGAUUGUGGGCUGUGUGCUGGGGGUCAUGGUCCUCAUCCUCAUCGUCUUCAUCGCCAUGUGCCUCUGGAAGAACCGGCAGCAGAACGCCAUGCAGAAAUAUGACCCUCCUGGCUACCUCUACCAAGGGGCAGAUAUCAACGGGCAGAUGAUUGAGUACACGACCUUACCCGGGACCAGCCGAGUCAACGGCAGCAUCCACGGAAACUUCCUCAGCAACGGCCUCAGCAACGGCUGCCCCCAUGUCCAUCACAAAGUUGCCAAUGGUGUCAACGGGAUCAUGAGUGGAGGAGGAGCAGGACUGUACCCAGGGCACACCAACUCCCUGUCCAGAACACACGUGGACUACGAACAUCCCCAUCACCUCGUGAACGGUGGUGGGCUGUACACGGCAGUGCCACAGGCUGACCCCUCGGAGUGCAUCAGCUGCCGGAAUUGUCGGAACAAUAACAGGUGUUUCACCAAAACCAACGGCACUUUCGGCAGCAGCGCGCUGCCCGUGGUGCCCCUCGGAGCCCCUUUCCAGCAGGAUGGUGUGGAGAUGAAGCCCCUGAGCCCCCAUGUGAUGGUGGCCAUGUGCCUGGCCUCGGCCACCCCCGAGUGCAGCGCCCGGCUGGAGGAGGAGGAGGGCAGGGAGAGCGCGGAGCAGCCCCCGGUGCAGCAUCCCUGCUGUCGGGAGGGCAUGAGCCAGCUCUCUGUGGAUUGCAUGGACGGCGGCAGCUGCGUGCACUCGGAAACAUCGAACCACAUUUUGAGCUGGAGUCCCCUCAUUCUUCAGCCUGUUUCCAAGGACUGUAAGGAAAAACUAGGAUGGAGUUCAUCAGGAGUCACCCUAAAUGGUUCUGGGGACCUUUGUCAGCUCCAGCUGCGGGAAACCUGAGGCAGUGACCGUGGUCCCCACUGAACGCCAGGAACUGCACCGCAGCAUCGCUGAAAGGGAGUCACGGGGGGAUGUUAAUUAUAACAGAGAGAGUCACUAUUUAUUUUUUGUAGUAGUGUCAUAUGAAUGUAUCUUGGUUUCAAAAUGGUUGUCUUUUUAUAUUAUUUAUGCCUUGAAAUCCCUUUUUUGUUGGUUUUUUUUUUUUUUCCUUCCCCCACACACCACAAAACUAGCCUGGUUAUGUGUAUAAAAAAGAAUUGUAAUAAUAUAAAGAAUGAGGAUGGGAAAUGUGGAGUGUGUUUCCGUGGCAAUUUACCAGCGGGACAGGCACUUCUGAGGAGCCCAAGAGAGGGAUUUAAGCAGGUCUGAAAGGACCAACAGCUGCCAACUCCCUGGCAGCUCAGUGACAUGGUACUUGAACCCUCCUUUCCAUGAACAUCUCCUGGCCUCUUUUGGUUUUGCUGGGAAGAUCCCAAUGAGGAAAUAAGAAGAUAAAUAAGAAAAGUGAGCCUUGGUUGAGUCUGUCCUGUGCAGCUUGAAGCAGAACUUGGGUCAGUGACUGUGUCUUUAGGUGCUCCUGCAGAAGUACAGGUGGAAAUCCAGCCUCACUUUCCCACUUGCAGAAGACAAAAUACAACUCAGCUCUUGGUUUGAGGGAUUAUUAACAGCUUGGAUAGCUCUGAAAUGAAACCAGUCAUGGUGAAGCAGCUCCCAUCAGCCCUGGGCAUGGCUGCCAGGAACCUGCCCAUCCUGGACACAGCACGAUGGGGGUGCUGCAACCUUAACUACAGGGCUUUGGGGUUGUGCAUCCUCCCAGCUAGAGCUGCCUUAUUCCAAAGUUCUCUACACACCAUGGACGUCACACCCGUGGGCUUUGGCUGCCACGUACCCCAGAGCCACCACAGAUCUCCCUCAUCCUGUUUUGUUUAUCUCAUCCUCAUGGAUUUUCCUUUUGCAGGACCUGCUGCAAGGCUUUCCCCUUUUCCAACAGAGAUUGGCAGACAAGUGGCUGGGAUUUAACUCUGUCUGCUUCAUUUUCCCCAAACACUGAAAUUUAACCAUGGUUUUAAACAACCUUGCUUAAAUCUCCCCUGUAUUGUGGGUGUGUCAGAUAAAGAUGCUCUGUUUUCCAGAGAAA
Poecile atricapillus (Black-capped chickadee) is the source of this 5155-nucleotide messenger RNA. It is a transcript of the gene CDON, whose product is annotated as cell adhesion associated, oncogene regulated. The transcript has 21 exons. Bases 262 to 4017 code for a protein of 1251 amino acids. Gene Ontology annotation, cellular component: axon; plasma membrane. Gene Ontology annotation, biological process: axon guidance; cell-cell adhesion; nervous system development. Gene Ontology annotation, molecular function: protein binding. The record is from RefSeq and is a predicted model, not a curated record. NCBI's taxonomy places the organism in Eukaryota, Metazoa, Chordata, Aves, Passeriformes, Paridae.